GCCGUUCGCAGCAUCAUUUUUCAGCCCGUAGUACGACUCCCAGCGGUUCCCGAUGCUUGCAAAUUCACUCCGUGCGCAGACCUUCCGCGUCGCCCUCUCGUCCAGACAAUGCGUUCGAGCUCUUGCGCGGUGUCAUCCAACUGUGCUCACGAGAGUUACGCUACCUAAGAAUGCUUACUUCUCGAGCACCACACGCACAUCGGAGCAGGCAUCCGCUGUUCCCGGCUUUCGCGAGCACGCUGUCGAGGCUGAAGAAGACUUCGAGGCUGAAGAAGACCUAGAGACAGCACCGCAAGAGGAGGCGGAGACGUAUGCGGAGGAAAGACCGGUGACGAACACCUUGUUUGUCGGCAACGUGCUCACAUGGGCUACCGUGGACGACUUGGAGUAUGUGUUUAAUGACUUCGGGAAGAUCAGCGUGCGCAUGAAGUUCACGGGGGCAGGCCAGAACCGCGGUUUUGCUCAUGUCGAGUUCGAAUCCGAAAGCGAGGCAGAGGCAGCCAUGCGCCGGCAUGCGGAGAAGCCGUUCCAACUACGAGGCCAAAAAUUCCGACUCGAUUAUGCGACGUCGAAACCAAGCUACGAAAUAGCUGCUCCGCGGGAAGCCGAGCCGAGCCGGACGCUCUACAUUGGCAAUGUGCCCCCCACAGCUACUGCUCAGGAGCUGGGCAAGCUGCUCGAACCUCUGGCCCCUAUCAAGCGGCUGCGCAUAGACGGUACCCAUGCAGGCUCGCCUCGUGCCUUCGCCCAUGUCGAGCUCGAAUCACUUGAAGAUGCGCAAGCGCUCGUCGAAAAGACACGCACCGAGCCGCUCCAGCUGGAGUCGCGGACGCUCUGGGUCGCGUACGCCCGCACAGUGUCGGGCGGGGAUAGGGCGGUACCGAGCGCCGAUCCAACAAAAGUGAAUCCCACUGUGGGCUUCCGCAGACGCAAUCCUCCCAGCGCGAGCCUUUGGGUGGGUGCGUUGCCCCGCGAAGCGACUGAAGAGGACCUCGUGAAGCUGUUCGCGCACGUGGCGGAGCCGAUCGCUGUGAGAUUGUCGAAGCCGAAGGACGGGAGACCGAAAGGCUGUGCCCACGUAGACUUCUCGACACAGGAAGAAGCGAUACGCGUUAUGGAGAAUAACACGAAAAAGGCGUACAGGCUGUGGGAUCGUGCGGAGCUCCUGCUGGACUACGCCACACCGCUGGUCAAGCCGCAAUUUCCGCCGCACUACACACUCUUCGCGCCCGGCGUCGAGGGUGAGGAGGAGGACGUCCGCGCGCUAUUCAAGGAUCACGAAAAGAACAUCCGGAAAGUCGUACUCCGCCAACGACAAUUCGGCGACGCGAAUACGCGGGCCGCCUUCAUCGAGUUCAACUCUGUGGAAGAGGCGACCGCGGCUAAAGACGAGUUGAACGGAAAGAAGAUCAAAGGUCAGGUUCUGACGUUGUUGUACGGGAAGCGGUCCUCCGGCACGUCUCCAAAAUUGUUCCCUGUGUGGCGCCCGGAUAAUUUCGGCAUCAAGAAGGGGGGCAGAGGCAGAAACGAGUCAUGAUCAAUGACUGUGGUGUGCGUGCUGGGGUGAGCACCUCGGGGUCUUGCUGUGAAAGCGUACGCCCGCCGAUGCUCACUUUCAGCGCGUCUGUCCGCCGGUCAACCAAUCGACGUUAUUUCACAGACUGCUAAUAUCCUGCGGUUCUCCUAUGCUUCGCUGUAGAACUACCAUCAUAAUGUCUCAGGCGUUUGUUCCACCCCUCAGCUUGUCGUCCAAUGCUAUUGCUAUGCUACCAUUUUGAACAG
Molecule: messenger RNA, 1782 nt
Organism: Postia placenta MAD-698-R-SB12
Lineage: Eukaryota; Fungi; Basidiomycota; Agaricomycetes; Polyporales; Adustoporiaceae
Exons: 7
Coding region: 53-1537 (494 amino acids)
Molecular function (GO): RNA binding
Source: RefSeq, a predicted model, not a curated record